ACAGUCUGUCCGGGUCUGGGCUCUGUCUGGACUAACUAACACCUCGGCUGUCCCUGGAGAUGCCUUAACCUCUGAAGUGUCCGUAUUUACUUCUAAAUGGCUUAAAACAAUCCGGACUAUUUUUAACUCUGGACGGGGUUUGUCCUUCCUCGACAGUCGGAGGUUUUCGUCACUCUUGCAGCUGAAGUCAAAAUGCAUUUUCUUGGUUUUAUUCUGCUGUCGUUGUGGCAUUUAACCAACAGCCUUCCUGUUCCAAUCGAUACCACCAUAGUCCAGGUCCAGGUGGGGGCUCAGCCUACUGUGCAGCAGGUUCUUCUCAAUGGAGUCUUCUAUAGAGGCACAACGCAGGAACUCAACAACAUUAUCCAAACCCUUAUGGCUGAUGUACUCCCUCCACUACUUAUCAGUCUUAACCAGACUAUGGAACUGAGAAACCACUCUGUCCUUCGUUCUCGAGAAUGCAUACUGGAGGGGUCCCAGCUGCACUGGACCGACCGUGUGUUCUACGAUGGGAAAGUCCAUCUGACUCUGGACCACACUGACACCUGGACAGCGCAUACACCACAAGCACAGCCCCUUAAAACCCUGUGGGACCAGGACGGGCAGCGGACCAGGAUGGAGAGGAUCCGCCUUCAGGAGGGAUGCGUUAAGCUAAUGAAAGAAUUAAAGCUGUCUGAGGAGCAGCCAGUUUCAGACAUUCCUCUGCCCCAGUUUCUGAUCCCAGUCCUGGCUCUCCUGGCCUUUACUGGACUAAUCAUAAUCAGCCUUUUCCUCUCCAAAAACAUGGGUUUGAGGCACCCUGGAGGUGUUAUUGGCUCCGUUAUACACUACCCUAUGGACAUGUCCGCAGUGACCUCAGAGACAAAAGGCAAUGGUUACCGUACCUUGUGAUUUGCCAUUCCCUGUGACUUAAAUGUCCACUUUGUUGAUGUAGCUCAUUUCCUUCUCUGUAUGCAUACUGUGUGUCUAAAAAUGUACCCACAACUGUGCCACUGUGCCUAUACUGCACUGCAAUCAAAAUUAUACGUGGUGUGUAUUUUAGACCUCAUUAUGUUUUUGCACUUAAGCAUGAAUGUACAUAUUGUGCUUUACACUGGUGCUUUCAUUGCAGGAAAAUGUCAUAUUCUAGUUUAUAUAAGAAUAAUGAAUAAAUCUAAGAGCACAUGUUGUCACCAGUCAUAAUCUAUGAAUUAAGCUAUUGUUUAAUAUAUUGUUCAGUUUUGAGCACUGAAGACAUGACGUCUCAACUGGCUGUUGAUAAAACCUUGUUAAAGUCAAACGUUUGUUUUUAAUCUGCAAUGAUCUUCAUGAAACACUGGAUAAACCUGUUUUGUCCAGUUUUCCAAAGAGUUUGUGUGUGAUUAUACCAUGUUCAUUGUCAUUUUUUGUGGUUCAGGACUGUAUAUUCAUAUUUAUUUCCUGUACAUCAAUGAGAUUUCUUGUUUUUGUCCUAUUAAAUAUAACAUGAUAAAUUAAAGGCACUUACUCACGUUUGCUU
Sphaeramia orbicularis (orbiculate cardinalfish) is the source of this 1498-nucleotide messenger RNA. RefSeq lists its product as uncharacterized. The coding region runs from base 193 to 891 and encodes 232 amino acids. The record is from RefSeq and is a predicted model, not a curated record. The transcript is spliced from 6 exons. Lineage: Eukaryota; Metazoa; Chordata; Actinopteri; Kurtiformes; Apogonidae.